Vidua chalybeata is the source of this 4436-nucleotide messenger RNA. It is a transcript of the gene PRKCI, whose product is annotated as protein kinase C iota. The record is from RefSeq and is a predicted model, not a curated record. Gene Ontology annotation, biological process: protein phosphorylation. NCBI's taxonomy places the organism in Eukaryota, Metazoa, Chordata, Aves, Passeriformes, Viduidae. The transcript has 18 exons. Gene Ontology annotation, molecular function: diacylglycerol-dependent serine/threonine kinase activity; ATP binding; protein binding. Bases 210 to 2015 code for a protein of 601 amino acids.
CGCUGCCCUCCCGCGCCGCCUCGCGCAGCUCCGCGCUCCCUCUCGCCACCGCUUCUGCGCGGUCCCCUCCCGCCCCCGCGCGUGGUGCCGCCCGGCGCGGGCGGGGCGCGCUGGAGGCGCGGGGGUCGCGCAGCCGCCGCCCCGGCCCGCUCCGACCCUGCGGCUCCCCCGCUCCGAGCCUGCGGCUCCCCCGGCCCGGCUGCGGGGCGAUGCCGACACAGCGGGACGGCGGCGCCGGGAGCACCAUGUCGGCUCCGGGCGGCCUCGGGAGCAGCCUCGGCGGGGACGGCGCCCACCAGGUCCGGGUGAAAGCCUACUACAAGGGGGACAUCAUGAUAACCUAUUUUGAGCCUUCCAUCUCCUUCGAGGGACUGUGCGGUGAAGUUCGAGACAUGUGCUCCUUUGACAACGAGCAGCUUUUCACCAUGAAAUGGAUUGAUGAGGAAGGAGAUCCAUGUACUGUUUCCUCUCAGCUGGAGUUAGAAGAGGCCUUUCGUUUGUAUGAACUGAACAAGGAUUCAGAGCUUCUGAUCCAUGUAUUUCCUUGUGUCCCAGAGCGGCCUGGCAUGCCUUGUCCAGGAGAAGAUAAGUCCAUUUAUCGCCGAGGCGCCCGCCGGUGGCGAAAGCUCUAUUGUGCAAAUGGUCACACUUUCCAAGCCAAACGAUUUAACAGGAGAGCUCACUGUGCCAUCUGCACCGACCGGAUCUGGGGCCUGGGGCGCCAGGGCUACAAGUGCAUCAACUGCAAACUCCUCGUUCACAAGAAGUGUCACAAACUCGUCAACACUGAAUGUGGCCGACACACACUACAGCCAGAGCCAAUAAUGCCUAUGGAUCCAUCAUCAGUGCAUUCAGAUAAUGUAGAAACAGUGAUACCAUACAAUCCCUCGAGUCAUGAGAGCCUGGACCAUGUUGGUGAAGAAAAAGAGGCAAUGAGCAUUAGGGAAAGUGGCAAAGCUUCCUCCAGUCUGGGCCUGCAGGAUUUUGAUUUGCUCCGGGUCAUUGGAAGGGGCAGCUAUGCCAAAGUGCUGCUGGUUCGACUGAAGAAAACCGAGCGCAUUUAUGCCAUGAAGGUGGUGAAGAAAGAGCUCGUCAACGAUGAUGAGGAUAUUGAUUGGGUUCAGACAGAGAAACACGUCUUCGAACAGGCCUCAAAUCAUCCCUUUCUGGUCGGACUGCACUCUUGCUUCCAGACAGAAAGCAGGUUAUUCUUUGUUAUAGAGUAUGUCAAUGGAGGAGAUCUGAUGUUCCAUAUGCAGAGGCAGAGGAAGCUGCCAGAGGAACAUGCCAGGUUUUAUUCUGCUGAAAUCAGUCUAGCACUGAACUAUUUACAUGAGCGAGGGAUAAUCUACAGGGAUUUAAAACUGGAUAAUGUGCUCCUAGAUUCUGAAGGGCAUAUUAAACUCACAGAUUAUGGCAUGUGCAAGGAGGGUCUGAGGCCUGGUGACACAACCAGCACGUUCUGUGGGACUCCAAACUAUAUUGCACCUGAAAUUCUCCGGGGAGAGGAUUAUGGUUUCAGCGUGGACUGGUGGGCCCUUGGUGUGCUGAUGUUUGAGAUGAUGGCAGGCCGGUCGCCGUUCGACAUCGUCGGGAGUUCUGACAACCCUGAUCAGAACACAGAGGAUUAUCUCUUCCAAGUAAUUUUGGAAAAACAGAUCCGAAUUCCCCGAUCCCUCUCUGUGAAAGCAGCAGGUGUUCUAAAGAGUUUCCUUAACAAGGAUCCAAAGGAGCGCUUGGGCUGCCAUCCUCAGACAGGAUUUGCAGAUAUCCAGGGACAUCCCUUCUUCCGCAACGUUGACUGGGAUCUGAUGGAGCAAAAGCAAGUGGUGCCUCCAUUUAAACCAAAUAUAUCUGGAGAAUUUGGUCUGGAUAACUUCGAUUCCCAAUUCACCAAUGAACCUGUGCAGCUCACUCCAGAUGAUGAUGAUAUUGUGAAGAAGAUUGACCAGUCUGAAUUUGAAGGCUUUGAAUACAUAAAUCCUCUUUUGAUGUCAGCUGAGGAAUGUGUCUGAAUUCUCCAUUUCUGAACUGUGCCAAUUGUUACUCCAUUUGUUUCUGCAUGGAUAAACAUCUCUCCAUUUGGAUGCACUUGCAUAAAAUCAGUAACUCAAUAUCCUGCCCUUGCCACCACCUAGUGUGAAUUUUCUUUUUGUAUUGAUUGUUGACCAGGAUAGUUGUUAUGCUGAACCUUCAGCUGCCAGAUUUAAAAUGUUAGAACUUUCUAACAAUUUUGCCAAAUUUGAAUUUUAAUACAGGAGUUGGUCUCUGGGGCUCCUGACUGAACAAAGGGUCUGACUGUAUAGUUUGCCAGUAUAGUGUUCUGAGCAAGGAAAGGUUUUCAGUGCUUUAUGAAAACAAAUUGCAUCAGGUGAUGUAAUAAAUUAUCCUUCAAGGAUUUCAGAUAUUUCAGCGAGAUGAGUAAGAACUUACCACUUCUGUAGUUCCAAAUCUCUUCUCUCUGAACAUCUGAUUUCCCUGUUCUAGACAUAGAAAUUAGAGCUUUGUUCAUGCCCUUCAGACUGAAAUGACAGCAAGGAGAGCAGAUAUUUACACUGAAUAGGUCAAGACUGGCUGCUUUCAUGGGAACUAUUGAUCCUACCAUGAAGGAGACUAUUAACUCCAUAUCAGAAUUGGUAGACUUUGCUCCAGCACUCACACUAGGAAUUGUACACUGAUACAAAGAGUGUCUUCCUAGCCUGGCCCUUUCAGCAAGGGUUGGACAUGGCAUCAAGUGUCAGUUUAAUUCAAAAUUCAGUUAACUCUUGGAGAAGUUAAAAUCUGUACAGAGUAAUUCAGCAGUAAUGGGCAGCUAAUACUGAACCUCAUCCUAUUUAUUGCUUUUAUACUUGCUGUCUUAACUGCAUCAGAAGUGCACACGGUACAGCCCAGCCUGGAAAAGGGCAUCGGUUCCUUUUUUAUCUCACUGCCACACAGCUCAGAAUGAGUUCCACUUUGCCAGUGGAAAAAGCAUAUCUAGAACAAAAUAGGUGCUGUCCACAAUGACUCCCUUAACUUCUGCCCUCAGAGAUGGUGAUCUGUACUCACAAUCAAACCUGAGAUGUUGGUAGCAGGCUCAAGGAAAGCAAUUGAAAGAAUGGGUCGAACUAGGACUAAGAGGUGCGUUUCUUACAUUUCAUGUUAGUAAGCAGUGUAAUAUACAGCACAGAUAAUUCUGAUUUUUAAUGUUAAAGCAAUAGUUAUGAAUGUGUUGGGCUGAAGAAAUGCCAAAUGUACCACUUUUUUUAUUAUUAUUUUGGGUAAAAGGGAUUAAGAGACAUUGAGGAAAGGAAUCUGUGUUGUAUAAGAGCUGUAAGAGAAGAUAAGUGUCACUGAAAGCAGAUUGGAGAAUCUGUAAGCACAAGUUGGUGAACAUUACCUGAAGCUUUUAGUAGACUUCUGAUUGGCCAGUGUCUUUCUGUGAAAAUCCUUGUAUGGCAACACUGAUUUCAUAGCACAAGUUUUCUGGUGUAUGUCUGUUCACUUCCAUGUCAGCUGCAAGCAGAGAGAUUGCACAAAUCCACACCAGUGUCAUGGUAUGAGAUUUAGUUCAUGUUUUUCUUUGCAAUGUGAAUAGGAAACUCUUUAGUAUUAGGCUGAGUUUCCAAAACUAAAAAGUGAUUUGAGGGGCUUCAGUUUCAGGGAAGUGUUGAAUCUGCUCACUGUUAAAAAUCAGGUUUCCUUAAAUUCAAGUUGCAUCUUUUCAAAUGUAAAAUAUGAGAGUGAACCUUCCUUUCAAAAGCAGCUGAUGGGGUCAAGUGAACUGCACUAUGUGCAGUUUAAAAAUGGUGAUUGUUUAGCCUCUGACUCAAGUACCCACAUGAUCAGUUUAGGCAUCAGGGCAUAACUGAUAUUAAACCUGGGAAUCAUUUAAAGCAAACAAGAAAAGCCUUGUCUCUACAGUGGCAUAAUUUCCUACGAGGUAUUAAAGGAAAUAUCUUUAUGUAAGGAAUGACAUUUCUGCCACUCAUCACAGAAGAGUAAAGCAAAAGUUAAUUUUUUUUAUAAUGUCACAGAAAAAGUAUUUUUUCUAUUUACAUAUCUAACCAUUAAGAAUGUUGCAAUGACAAAUACUUAAAUUACAGUAAAUCCAUUCUUAAACUUUAAGUUUCUCCAAAGUGCCAUGAUAUUAACUGUUAUUUUUCAUUGUUAAGCAUACAGCAACUGUCAUAAAUAUUCAAAAGGGACAUUGGGUGUAAACAGUCCAGUGCAGUAGGUUUUGUUUUUUGGAGAACGUGUCUGCAUCAGAAGCAUGAUGUAUUUAUGUGGAGUAACCUCUUUUUGGUACACCAGUUGGAUUCCUAUGGGUGCUCUGCUAGUUAAUAUUGUCACUACUAUUUUCCUGUUUCAUGUGGAAUAUGGUCUUGAAUGUUAUUGUGUAAUCAUUCCCUUUAUUUGUGCACACUUUUUACUUUAAAUAAAACAUUUAUAUUAGA